GGAGGGGUCCUUUUCCUUUCCGAGUCGCCACCGGCUGCCAGGCUGGGGGUUCAGCGGGGCUGCGUGCGCGGAGGAGCGAGGCAGCCGAGCCCGGGCGCCGCCAUGUAUUACAGGUUCAGCGGCUUCACGCAGAGGCUGGUCGGGGCCGGCGCCUCCGCGGCCUACGCCCCUCAGGGACUCAAGCCAGUCACAUCUGUGGAAUCACCACCUCUCAUCUUUGGAACACCAACAAAAAUUGCCUCAGAAGCACCACCAACGGUUGAGUUUUGGGGUAAAAACAAGGUACCAGAACUACAGAAGUUCUUUCAGAAGCCUGAUGGUUUGCCGGUGCAUUUGAAACGGGGCCUUCCUGAUCAGCUUCUUUACCGGACCACAAUGGCACUAACAAUAGGAGGGACCAUCUACUGUCUGAUAGCUCUCUACAUGGCUGCCCAUCCAAAAAGACAGAAGUGAAUAUCUGACCAAUGGGGGCUAGUUACUAUCCUCUAGACAGAGAGUUUGCAUUUAACUCUCUGCUGUUCCACUUCAGUCAUGUGACUGUAGCAGAGAUUCCAUAUUGAGAUUAAGGAAGAUAAUUUAGGAGAAUAAUGACAUUUCAAUAUUUAGGAAGAGGAGAGCAAAAUUAGUACCAGGAGGUGGGGAAAAGCCACAGUUUCCAGUGUCAUUCUGCAUUCUUGGCACCCUUCACUAUGAAAUAGAGAAUGGUCUGUGUAAGUUCCAAAGAGCAAGGCAUGGCAAGUUCAUGAUGGGAACUGGAAAUGGAGUUACAGUGGUGCCUCGGGUUACGAAAUUAAUUCGUAACGCGGCCGCUUUCGUAACCCGAAAAGCCUUCGUAAGCCGAAUUGCCAUAGGCGCUAAUGGGGAAAAGCCGCGAUUCCGUGCGAAAAA
Molecule: messenger RNA, 888 nt
Organism: Sceloporus undulatus (fence lizard)
Lineage: Eukaryota; Metazoa; Chordata; Lepidosauria; Squamata; Phrynosomatidae
Gene: COX7A2L
Product: cytochrome c oxidase subunit 7A-related protein, mitochondrial
Exons: 3
Coding region: 103-453 (116 amino acids)
Biological process (GO): mitochondrial electron transport, cytochrome c to oxygen; regulation of oxidative phosphorylation; mitochondrial respirasome assembly
Source: RefSeq, a predicted model, not a curated record